Molecule: messenger RNA, 4302 nt
Organism: Folsomia candida
Lineage: Eukaryota; Metazoa; Arthropoda; Collembola; Entomobryomorpha; Isotomidae
Exons: 5
Coding region: 63-4226 (1387 amino acids)
Molecular function (GO): GTP binding
Source: RefSeq, a predicted model, not a curated record
CGCCAAGUUGAGUCGUCUUAUUAUCCUCACGGUUCAAAAUUUCUAAGUUUUUUCUUACAACAAUGCGACUCCAUCACGUUGUACUUGUCGCAGUAGCGAUCCUCUGCCACCUGCUUAAUGCAGCAUCCGCGCAGACCGUUUGUUCCCUUCUGUACAAGGGGGGAAAUUACUCUGGGGACAAGUUUCCCAUGCUGGACGGCGCCUAUUUCACCAACCUGGAGGAAGAGCACUUCACCGUGGACACCGUUUGGAACGAUACGGCAUCAUUUUACCUCGAACCCGGCUGCGUGUUGAGGACCUGUAACGACACGAACUUCAUGGGGGAGUGUAAAUCACAUCGACACAGCCAAAUUCAACCUGGAGAACACUUCCUCUCGGCGAGUUGCGAAUGUAGCAAGAACUGCUCAUGCGCGGACAUCAAGAUGCGGCAGUCCACCUGUGCCCGACUGUACUUUGAAGGCUGCAACUUUUGUAAUCCUCCGUACACAGAUUUUGUCGGCUCUAAACCCACUUUUCAUAAAGGAUUUCAGACUGGGAAGCAAACAAUUAAAGUGCGGAGUGGGUGCACGUUGACCAUCUUUCCACAGGAAGACCACGACGGAGACGAGAUCGUGGUGGAUGACUCGGAAGACCACUGGAAUUAUGAAGGGACAAUUGGCUCGUACACGUGCGAAUGUGACCAAACCCGGUAUAUUCCACCCACGCGACCUCCUCGACCACCAACAUAUCCGAAAAUGAUCACUAUUCCGAGCACGAUUGAGGAAGUAAGUCGAAUGAUUCAGGGAAAAGCAGGUCGCCAUCCUGGACUCCUCGCCGCCAUGAAUUCUGCCAAAAAUAAACGAAGCACUAGCAACGCCUACAUUAUCACUUUGGGAUCAACAGGUUCCGGAAAAAGCAGCGCGAUUAACCUCCUCUUCGACAACCUUAACGUAACCGCCGUCGGCGGAGUCACCUCGACCACAUCGGACAUUCACGAAUUCCGCAUCCCCAUUCCCAUCGAUGAACUGGGAAUUUCCAACUCUGAACUUCGCGUCAUCGACACGCCGGGUCUCCUUGACACGCGCGGAUUGGAACAGGACGCUAAAUUUCUCGCCACCCUCGACGAAUAUCUCUCAAGCCAUGAAGAACUCCACAACAAAAUCCCAACCGUCGUCUUUAUCUUUCACAAAUUCACAGACAACCGAUUUUCCGGGGUGGGAUCCAUGUUUGUCAAAAUGCUGCGUGGAAUCGAAUCCUUCAAAAAUCGGAUAACAGACGCCUCCUAUUCCAACAUCGUUUUCGUAUUGUCACAUUUCUGUUCGGAAACGGACACCAUAAAAAAUCGGCCAAAGGAACGACUCCUCGAAUUCAAAAAGGUCAUUCAAGAAUACACCAUGUAUCCGAAGCCUAUCGUCAUUGCGGUCGCGGAGAACAAAGCUGCCGAACACAACCUCCCGCUCGUCAACGGCUACUACAAACUGCCCAAUGGCGACCUCUACCCGAGAAAUUUGUUCGACAAGAUUCAAAAAUUGACGCAAAGUUCCGGUGAUGAAAUUGGCGAUGCCGUUAUUCGAACGGCAUUUAGAAAUUCAAAUAAUUUCAAUAUAUCCGGUUCCACUUAUAAACUCGUCUCCAAAGGGAAUAAGAAGGUCUCCGAGUACUAUAAAAUCCUAGUGGAUGCCAUAAUCGAUGCAGAAAAUACCCCAAUUUCACAAAUUUUGGAGAAAUCGUACCAAAAAAUGGACCCCGUUUUGCAGCAAAAAUUUCAAAAUUCACUCCCCUAUUUGCAGAAGGCUUUGAACCUUAGAAAUAUUCGGAGUGAGGAAGACAUUCCACAAACCACGUUGGGAAUUUUGCAAUUAAUGACGUCACUCAGACAGAAUGAGGCGAUAUUAUUUCUUCUGGAGGACGCCUUGAAAAUAUCGCCGCCCGCUUUUCCACUCAAUGUCAUUGCCGGGCAUAGUUUUCACGUCUUUAAAGACCUCCCACUGAGCAGGACACCAUUUCUCUUGGGGGAACCGACCACUUCCGACAUUGGCUACUUGUUCCCCUCCAUCCUCACCUGCUCCGUGGAGAAAAAGGUGACGGACUUCAUCCAGUUCUACCCAACUCGAGAGCAAUAUUUGCAAAACCGUGUGGAAAAAUUGGGAAUUUCCGGUAAAAUCGGGAUUGAUCGUUUCACUGGGGAAAUUCGACCCGGUUUUAACAUCGAAUCGGAAUCUUUUACCGAUUCGGGCUGCGUUAUUACCGCGGUUCGAGAAAUUCGUAUGUUUGAACUCGUCCUCAACGAUAAGCCCGCGUUAUCCGACGCGUUCAAAAAGAUUCUCCUCCAACUCCCCGUUUAUAAUGAGACGGAUCACGACAAUGUCAACGUGUGGGUGAACUUCUUCGAGAAUUAUGGCACCCACGUGGUCAGGUCGGUUUAUGGCGGUGGCGCUAUCGAGAUUACGUUGAGAAGCUCGAAAAAAUGCGAAACUUCCGCCAUUACGAACGCACUUUUUAACGUUAUCCAAUUCGCCGAGGAUCUCGUGUCUAUUAAAGGAUUGAGCAGCGGAAAUAGCACUUCCGGUCUCGUCGUGCGAGACGGAAUCUCUCAUCAGCUCAAGUUUCGAGGUGGCGACGCCAAGUAUCACACGACCGACUUGACAAAAAUGAAUUUAGACGAGGCCUCCACUCUUUUGGCCGAUUGGAAAAAUUCCCUCCAACUAAAUCCAACCAUUUUAACAACAGAAAUGGGUCUCGUACCGAUUGGCGAAAUUGCGAAAAAAGUCGGAACCCGGCAAAACAUCACCGCCGCCGUUGCGACCGCCACUUCGCUCUAUUUCCACUCCGACCUCAAGUACAAACCGAAACCUGUCAAUCAAGUCAUCCAAGGCGACCGAGACUCCGUCCUCCCCGUUCAAUCGAACCAAGGAUUUACCGCAAUUAUUCAAAUGAUGCUCAACCAGACGGCCGAAUCGAAUAAAAGGUUCGAACUAAUGAUGACAAAAUUCGAGACGGAUCGACGCCUGCAGGAAGAACGGAGAGCGAACGAAACCCGCGAACAGCGCGCCUGGGAAAGACACCAGCAAGAAUUUCAGUACAACAUGUCCAGAUUGGAGCAAAACGAGCGUCGCACCCAAGAGGCCGCGAGACAGCAGAAAUUGCUCGAUAUGAUGAACGCCACAGCAGCGGCGGAACAGAACUGGAGAGCCGAACAGGCCAGGCAACAAGCCGCGAUUAACAGCGCACGUGCCGCCCAACAACAAAGAGAUCACGACCUUAUGGUGGCCAUCAUCAAUAAACCCCCACCGCCAUCGUCCUGUUUGAGGAGAGGAACUUUGAUCCACGCGGGCGAAGUGUCCAAGCCCGUGGAGUCCUUGCAAGUGGGGGACGUCAUUUUAGACCACAACCUCAAUCCGACCACCGUCGUGGGAAUUUCGUACGAAUUUUUGCAAUCUCAAGGAUUCCAUGGGUUCGAUAAUGAGACCUUUUUCUUCACCGAGAGUCACAUUUUGGCCGGUCCGACGAAUAAUAAUGAUUCUGGGCUCCAAUUCUACGUGAAAGACAAGCCUCUCCUCCUCAGACAAAAUCCUCUCAUGGAAUUCAUCCCCGUGCAGGAAAUGCAGUAUGGGGAACCAUUCCAAGUUUUAAAACUCGACCCCAAAAACGCUACAUUCCUGGGUAGCGCGACCGUUCAAGUUUACACGGAUCCAUCCCCGCAUUCGGAGGAUGAACUGAUCUACUUUUUGCAGGUGGACAACCCCUCCGGAACUUAUAUCGCGAACGGGUACGUUUGUCGACAUGAAACGCCACCGCUGGACAAGUGGCCGCACGCGAUGGGUGUUUUGUUCAAAAUUUUCUACACGGAGGAGCUCGCUUUCUUUGGCGAUGUUCCGUACACGAUGGAAGUUAUGGAAAAGAUUGACCUGAUUACGGCCGAAGUUGAGGAAGCGCUUGUUAAGGUGGAUUUGAAGAGGUUGAUCUCGUCAGCUGGUGACGAUGACGGGUCAAUUGAGCUACCGUUUGACCCGGAAGAAGCGACCACCGUGCUGCAGGGAGUCUUCAAUAAUCCGACACUCGGCGCAAUGGCGACCAAACUGUAUGCCGCGACGAGCAAGAAAUUAUCGUUGUAUUUUGAUGACGAGAAUGCGCAAGAGUUCGUGGGGCAUGGGUUUAUCGGAAGGGGGCAAGAUUUAAUAUUUAAGGAUAUUCAUGCCCAGUUUGUGACCUCGGUUAAAAAAUAUUUUGAUUUUAGCGCAGAAUAAAAUUUAACUAGUGUGACAAAAAGUUUACGUAUAUUACAAUUUACUAAUAAAUUUCAUUCUUGACAUGUCUAAUUAA